This is a messenger RNA of Fusarium poae, 351 nucleotides long. RefSeq lists its product as uncharacterized. The record is from RefSeq and is a predicted model, not a curated record. The transcript has 2 exons. Lineage: Eukaryota; Fungi; Ascomycota; Sordariomycetes; Hypocreales; Nectriaceae. Bases 1 to 351 code for a protein of 116 amino acids.
AUGUCAUCAGCAAGUAUAAUGCACAUCAUCAUCGGCCUUGGUUCCUUGCCUGGCGGUACCAGCAGUCUCGAUAUCGGCGAAGCCUUUGGCCGUAAUAGCUGGCUCUACAACGCUACGAACCUUGCUUACAGUCUCAAGGCAGUUGAUCAAGUCCUCAACUUUGUCAAGUCAAGUGGACAACCUAAUGCGUUUACCAUCACGCCCCUCAACGAAGCCACUAACUGGGUCAUCACCUAUAUGAACGGCGUGUUAAAACGUGAUGAGGCUGUCGAUAAGCGUAUGUCUCUUACUCUAAUGCUCACGUCGACGGUCAAGGAACUCAGAAAGAUUACUGGAGUUACAUCGAUCUGA